Diuraphis noxia (Russian wheat aphid) is the source of this 612-nucleotide messenger RNA. RefSeq lists its product as uncharacterized. NCBI's taxonomy places the organism in Eukaryota, Metazoa, Arthropoda, Insecta, Hemiptera, Aphididae. The record is from RefSeq and is a predicted model, not a curated record.
AAUAUGACAACUUGUGCAGUAAUUUUGAACGAGAGCGUUCAAUCGCGUCUAUAAUAUUAAAUAUAAAUAUAUCUACGUGACACCACAACCAGCCACAAAAUGAAAGCCACAGUUGCUAUUCUUUUAACUAUUCUCUCGGUGGCUGCUGCUUCUCCACUGUUCUUUGGUCACUCCAAAAACGAACACCACGUUAUCCAUGUGCCAUACCAUGUACACAAGGUUCCAGUUUACAUCAAAGAACCCGUAUACAUUGAGAAGCCAGUCUACAUAUACAAGACCGUCGAUCAUCAUCACGAUGACCACCAUGAUGACCAUUACAGCCACGAUGACCACUAUAGCCUUGAUGACCACUAUAGUCAUGAUGAUCAUUAUGACAGCCAUUAUUGAUAAGACUGAUAAUGAUGACUUUAAAAAGUUACAGAUGUUUGUAAAUUCAAGACCAAUUUAUUUUUGUAAUAUUAUUAUGAUAAGUCAUGAACCGUUAGCUAUUAAAGCUCCUUUUUACCGUGUAAAAUAAUACCUAUUGGUAUAAUUUUUUUCAAACUUCCUUGUUGUUUUGUAAAGUUUGUUCAGCGAAAAUUUUCAAUUGUUGUUUUUUCUCCUCUUCGUGAA